Messenger RNA from Trichosurus vulpecula (common brushtail), 1419 nucleotides. RefSeq names its product BUD23 rRNA methyltransferase and ribosome maturation factor (gene BUD23). Gene Ontology annotation, molecular function: rRNA (guanine) methyltransferase activity. Gene Ontology annotation, cellular component: nucleolus. Lineage: Eukaryota; Metazoa; Chordata; Mammalia; Diprotodontia; Phalangeridae. The record is from RefSeq and is a predicted model, not a curated record. Gene Ontology annotation, biological process: rRNA (guanine-N7)-methylation.
ACGCGAGCACAGCGCCGAGGAGGCGAUUGGGCCGGAGCGGUGGCGCCUGGAAGAUGACCCGGCUCUGAGGAGACUUUCGGAGUGCAGCCAUGGCGUGCAGCGGCAGGAGGCCGGAGCACCGCGGGCCCCCGGAGCUGUUUUACAACGAGGACGAGGCCCGGAAGUACACUCACAACUCACGCAUGAUUGAGAUCCAGACACAGAUGUCAGAACGGGCAGUGGAGCUCCUCAGUCUGCCCGAGGACCAGCCCUGCUUCCUGUUGGAUGUUGGUUGUGGUUCUGGGCUCAGUGGUGACUUCAUCUCGGAGCAGGGGCACUACUGGGUGGGCAUCGACAUUAGUGCUGCCAUGCUAGAUGUGGCUGUGGAUCGAGAAGUGGAAGGAGACCUGCUUCGGGGGGACAUGGGUCAGGGCAUCCCCUUCAGGCCGGGCUUAUUUGAUGGUUGUAUUAGCAUUUCUGCUGUGCAGUGGCUCUGCAAUGCUGACCAGAAGACACACAACCCUGCCAAGCGCUUGCACCACUUUUUUUCGUCCCUUUAUUCUGUUCUGGCCCGAGGAGCUCGAGCAGUCUUGCAGCUGUAUCCUGAGAAUGCUGAGCAGUUGGAGCUGAUAACAGCCCAGGCAGUGAAGGCCGGUUUCACUGGGGGUAUGGUGGUGGACUUCCCCAACAGCGCUAAAGCUAAGAAGUUCUUCCUCUGUCUGUUUGCUGGCCCUUCGGGUGUGUUGCCCAAGGGCCUGGGCACUGAGUGUGGAGAUGGGCAAGAGUUGAAAGAGUCCAAAUUCUCCAAUGAAAGGAUCCGGUAUAAGACCGCAAAGGGGAAGUCAGUGAAAAAGAGCCGAGACUGGAUCCUGGAGAAGAAGGAGCGGCGGCGGCGGCAGGGCAGGGAGGUCCGAGCUGAUACACGUUACACUGGCCGCAAGCGGAGGCCACUUUUGAGCAGCUCUUCACAUCCUUUGGAGCCAGUUCAGAGCUUACUCCCUUUGCUGUCCGGCAGCUCCAGCUUGUCUCUUGUUUGUCUGCCACAAUCCAGCCUUGGCUGUAGGCUGACCUGCUGCUGCUACUAUCUGACUCCCAGGAGAGCAAGUCAGAGCCCUCUGUUGGUUUUGGGGCCACAGAGCUGGGCCCCCCCAGUUUGCAACACUCUGUUUGUGCCUUAACUUUGCUGACGCAAGGGAUCAUCACGAACUCUUGCAGAUUCUCCAGAAGGGACAGAUUUGGCCAGAGGUCUUGGAAGACCAGAGAUGUAGGGGUGAGGCCUGUGCCUGGCCUGCUCCUGUUCUCCGGGCUUUUUGUUUGGAGGAGCCUGCCCAACAGUGAGGUGACAUCAUGGGCGUCAGGGAGGGCCCUCCAAAAAAAAGACUUAAAGACUUAAGAUUAUUUCAUCGUGUUUUUGAAUAAAGUAAAACUUGCAGAAGUGAA